Molecule: messenger RNA, 3465 nt
Organism: Sander lucioperca (pikeperch)
Lineage: Eukaryota; Metazoa; Chordata; Actinopteri; Perciformes; Percidae
Gene: msl2b
Product: MSL complex subunit 2b
Exons: 3
Coding region: 1250-3055 (601 amino acids)
Cellular component (GO): MSL complex
Molecular function (GO): ubiquitin protein ligase activity
Source: RefSeq, a predicted model, not a curated record
AUCUGAGCAACAGCGACCCCUUGUUUGUGUGUGGAAAAGCGACAGGAGGUAAUGAGGAAUACUCCGCGGCUAACGAUAGCAAGAUACACAAAUAAGGAUUUAAUUCACUUUCGCUCUUCACUGACACUCUGGGAGUCUACCAAAAGCUGCAGGAGGACACAAUAUCGGCUAAACCCUCUGUUUUCCUGCUACAUUCCCACCGAGGCGAGAACGAGAGACUCCCGCUAAUCCGAGAAGAGGGGAAGCGGCCUGCUUUUGUAGCCGGCUUCUCGGUGCAGCUCAGGCGGCUAGCACUGUCACCAGAGCCCGGUGCUUCCGCUGGUUUGUUUUUCUUUACACCCACAAAAGCAUCGGAGCUGUGAAAUUAUUUUUGUUUUAAUAACCACAACCUCUCCAUCGCCUAUUUCCCUUCAUAUCGGCGCGCUGCUGUCGGUAUUUGUCGCCCAAGAGGACCAUUUGAAGCCGGGGCGGCCUGUUUUGUUUUCGAGCCGCCUUGAAUAUCCUCGAACAAUAACACAACCAUAACGAGCCUGCUGGGGCUGCACUGCCCAGCCAAAAAGGAGCCACGGAAGCCUCUGUCUGAGAUAAUAAAUGCAUUGUGUGACACCAGCUUUGGACCGCGGUGAAGACCCGGGACGAGUAUGCAUGUGGACUAUGGAAUUAUCGAGGAGAAACCACUGCAAACCGGAGCACUUUGUCACGAAAGCCCCUGUUUGAAUUUCGGAGUUUUUGCUGCUUGCUAACCAGCUGCAAGAAACGUUAUUAAAAGGCCACUGACGGAAGAAUGAGCGCCACACUAUGCUUUGUCUAAUCAUAACUCACGGACUGCAUGUAAACAACCCGAACCGACUUGGAUGAACCGAUUGUUUAUAUACAUGCCCGGUCUGCUUGUGAGUGCACUUAUAGUCUUUCCAAAAGCAGCAGUACUCUCAGAGCUGGGACAUCACAUUGAGGAUGGAUCGGAUGUGAUUUGGGAUGAGUAACCUCGAUUGCUCCCUGCGCAGACUGCUAUAUAUGUGGGAUUUAUCGACGGGGAACUGAAGCCGUUAUAUCCAUCUAUGCUCUCUUCAAAGCCACCAGACUCCAUUGACAAAAACAGUAAUUUUAGCGGACAGAUAACGAGACUUGCUCGUCUACCGUUGCCUCGAUCGGUUAGUUUGUUUGUGUUAUUGUGUGGCUUUGGUGUUUUAACGUAUUAAUACAUCUUAACGGACCGGACCGGACUGGAGCCCCGGGACAGGCUGCUGAGAUGAACCCGGUGAAUGCGACUUCUCUCUACGUGUCCGCGAGCCGUUCAGUGCUGCAGUGCGACCCCCGAGACCCCCGGGCCCUCGCGGAGCUUUGCAAGCUGCUGCCGUUUUUCCGCCAGUCCCUGUCCUGCUUGGUCUGCAGUAAUCUUCUGCAGGACCCCAUCGCUCCCACAGACUCGUCAUGUCAGCAUUACGUCUGUCGAGGCUGUAAGGGUCAGAGGAUGCAGCUGAAGCCGUCCUGUAGUUGGUGUAAGGACUAUUCCCGCUUUGAGGAAAACAGGCAGCUCUCCUUGCUUGUCCACUGUUACAGGAAACUCUGUCUCUACAUCACGCAGUCGCCGCUUGCCCCGCACAUAGCCAGCGCCGCCAGCGACUCGCCAGACCUCCAGGCCAUCCUCAACGAGGGCCUCACGUUGGCUGAGAGCGAGCCAGAGGCCGAGGACGUUUCCGAUUCGGCCGGCCUGUCACAGACGGCCUCCAACUCCGAUGGGGUCCAGCCGAACGAAGCUCCACUUACCAAGGAGCUCAAGGUGGAGGAGCCGAGCCCUGUCGGUGUAAACGGGCUGCACGAUUGUAACGGUCUGCUCAGUUCGGACUCUCUGCAAUCCAUCACCAUAGAAACAGGUGAAGGUGUUGCAAAGCAGGAGAGCUUUUCGGAGGAGAUCCCAGUGUGUGUGAGCCUCACGGGGGAGGCGGGGCUCUGUGACAUCAGCACUUUGGGGGAUGACCUGAAACAUGGCGGGGGGCCAUUGUUGUUGAGUGUUGAGGAGGUGCUCAGGACUCUGGAGACGGACACUAACCCCGAUCCCUCCCCCCAGCCGGACUGCCCCCCCUCUGUACCUCAGUCCAGCCUCAAUGGGCCUCACUGUCCUGGCUCUGACUCCUCCCACUUUAUCUCCUCCCUCCCCCGAGGGAACAGCCCUCGCCCCCUCCAACCUCACCCGCAGCCCUCACUGCAGCCUCCUCCUCAGCCCUCCACAGUCAUCCCCCAUGUUGCCCCUCGGUACCACCGUAAGCGCUCCCGCUCAGAAAGCGACAGCGAGAAGGUACAGCCCCUCCCCAUCUCCAGCCUUUUAUGCGGGCCUCCCCUCGGUGCCAACAGUUCCCCCCAUCACCCUAACCCCGGUGCCACCACCAAACAGGAGCCUAAGUUCCCUGCAGCCACGCCCCACCCACACCUGGCGCCGGUGCCAAAUGGUGGUCCCCCCAAAGUGGGCAAGACUGUGCUCAUCACCAACAAGGGGCUGAAGAAGACUGUGGAGCACCACGGGGGCCCCAAGAAGGCUUACACCAAAGCCAGGCAAGGGACCCCCAAGCCCCGCACACAACCCCGUGACAGAGUGCCCCCACACCCCCAUGCUCACCCCCUGACACACCCACCCAGCCCCUCAAAGCCACUGUAUAAAAAACCUGUAGAGAAGAAGGGCUGCAAGUGCGGCCGGGCCACACAGAACCCCUCGGUGUUGACCUGUAGGGGGCAACGCUGCCCCUGCUACUCCAACCGCAAGGCGUGUCUGGACUGUAUCUGCCGCGGCUGCCAGAACUCCUACAUGGCCAACGGAGAGAAGAAGCUGGAGGCCUUCGCCGUGCCGGAGAAAGCUCUGGAACAGACUCGUCUCACGCUUGGCAUCAACCUCACCAGUAUCACCGCGGCGGCCCUCCGUAGCCCGGCCACCAGCUCCCCCAACACCCUCCUCAACGUCACCACGGCUACAGGGGCACCCGUCACAGCCACCUUCUUAUCGGGGGCGGGGCACGACAACAGGGGCUUUGACGAUUCACUGGAGAUGCGGUUUGACUGCUGAGGUCUCGCCCCCUACUCCGGUCAGCCGUUACGCACAUUCCCCGCCCGCCAGCUGGGCGUUAUCCAGCUGGGCGUGCCAGGGACCUGCGGUGUCGGAGCCAGAACAAGGCAGCUACAGUGACAGGCGAUAGCGAGGGUCACCAGCGGAAGCUGGGGAGUCGCCCUCCGUCCAUCGCCCGAAACUGCACCAUGCUUGUGGUCUUGCAUACAGACACAGUGUGGAAGAGAAGGAGAAAGAGGAGAUGUAGCGUUACUGUAUGUGCAGAGAUUUCCUUUCAGUGGGGAUACUUUCUUUUUUUGUUUUCUUCUCUACUAUGGGUAAAACGUAGAGCAUGUUGUGUAGCUAAGUUGGGAGUGUUGAUUGCAGUUGUGUGUGUGCGUGUGCGUGCGCGUGCGCGUGUGCGUGCGCGC